Molecule: messenger RNA, 958 nt
Organism: Rana temporaria (common frog)
Lineage: Eukaryota; Metazoa; Chordata; Amphibia; Anura; Ranidae
Gene: CLDN7
Product: claudin 7
Exons: 4
Coding region: 42-695 (217 amino acids)
Biological process (GO): bicellular tight junction assembly; cell adhesion
Cellular component (GO): bicellular tight junction; plasma membrane
Molecular function (GO): structural molecule activity
Source: RefSeq, a predicted model, not a curated record
GGCUCAGGUGAGAUCAGUCGGUCGGUCGGUCGGAGGUGAAGAUGGCGAACUCCGGGUUACAGAUGUUGGGAUUCGUCCUUGCUCUGAUUGGAUGGAUCGCUCUGAUCGCAGCGACUAUAAUGCCGCAGUGGAGGAUGUCAUCGUACGCCGGGGACAACAUUAUCACCGCGGUGGCCAUUUAUCAGGGGCUCUGGAUGUCCUGUGUCACCCAAAGUACCGGGCAGAUCCAGUGCAAGGUCUACGACUCCCUCCUCCAGCUCGACGCUGCCCUGCAGGCCACCCGCGCCCUCAUGGUGCUCUCCAUUGUUCUCGGGGUCGUCGGCAUGGCCAUCUCCACCAUGGGGAUGAAGUGCACCAAAUGUGGGGGUGAUGACAAGGUGAAGAAGGCGCGGAUCGCCAUGACCGGAGGCUUCAUCUUCCUGCUGGGGGGUCUGGCGGCCCUCAUUGCCUGCUCCUGGUAUGGAAAUCAAAUCAUCCGAGACUUCUACAACCCUCUGACUCCCGUGAAUACAAAGUAUGAAUUUGGUGCCGGCGUAUUCCUUGGCUGGGCUGGCUCAUUCUUGACCCUGAUUGGUGGUGCUCUCCUGGCCUGCUCGUGUCCCCGGAAAACUACUGGCUACGCCACCAAAGGUUACCCAAAGACGGGAGGAGCGCGGACCAAGGCUUCAUCAGCGGGUGGCAAGGAAUAUGUCUGACCUCAAGGCGUGGCUGAAGUGGUGUCUUGCCGGCUUCCAUCUGACUCCACACUUCCAUAAUGAAGGAUUCCUGAGCAGAGGCGGUGAGCCGCCAUGGUUUCUCCUCUGCGGUGUGGAGACGACGGGCGGACGCCAUAUUUGUUCUGCCUUUCCAGGACUGUAAAUUGUGUGGUCACACGGAGUACGGAGCCGAGCGCUUAACUCCUCGCUUCAGAGUAACUUUGCACCAUUGUGUCUUAUGAAAUGUAACUGGUCUGUUCUAA